Ordospora pajunii is the source of this 1023-nucleotide messenger RNA. RefSeq lists its product as uncharacterized. The transcript has a single exon. The record is from RefSeq and is a predicted model, not a curated record. NCBI's taxonomy places the organism in Eukaryota, Fungi, Microsporidia, Ordosporidae. Bases 1 to 1023 code for a protein of 340 amino acids.
AUGAGCAAGCACAAAAGCAGAGUGGCCGCAGAUAAGUACUUUGUAGCUGCAGAAGGCAAGAAUGUAGACUGCCACACGAUGGUGGAUAUAAUGCAUGGGAUUACUGUAGGCAGUGCAGCAGGAGAAACCGCCAGUGAAGUUAGUGAGGAGGAUUCGGGAGAGGAAUACGGUAAGCUGAAUAAGUCAUUUAUACUGUCAUGCAUGUCAGUGAUGGAAAGCGGAGAAAGCCUGGCGCCGCUGUUUGUACAGUACAAAUCGUUUAUCAAGCUGAUCAAGGGAGCAGAACCGGUGCAUUCAAACAAUUUUGAGUUUUCAUUGGCUGAUUGUGAGUUGCCUGCGGGAUGUAAUACAAAGAGUGUAAAGCAUCAGUGCUCACAGAGUGGGAUAUACAAAUUUCUUACGAAUUAUUUUGGAGUAGAGUGUACAAGCUCGAGCAUGAAUGACGAGUUUGUGGAUUCGUUGGAGGCAUUCAAGAGAAUCGAGCGGAUGUCCGACUUUCCUUUCAACGAGCCUGUGCAGUAUUCGAAAGGGAACGGAGUGAUGUUUUCGCUUUCCAGGAUGGAGGAUGUUGGGAACCACAACAGAAAAGUGUUUGAAACAAUAACGAAGCUGAGGAAAGAGAAGAAUGCACUUACAUAUAUAAAGAACCCAAUGUUUUUUGAAGAAAGCUCUGCUGAGGAGGAUUAUGAAGGAGAUACGCAGGCGAUUAGGGAGAUUGUUGGGUGUGCACACUAUGAGGGAGGAAAGUACAAGUUUCUUUGUGAUCUUGUUCUGAGAGGAGGGUCUAGAAAGAGCCGUAACUACAUAAAUAUGAGGCGGGGAAAGCGAACAAUCUUCAGGCAUCUUGAUGGAGAGCAGAUAAGGAUGAUGCACAGCAAAGGGGAAGACGUGGUUUACAUGCUUGUUAUGAAGACGAUGGCGAUAUAUAAGCUUGUAUGCAGACAUCCAAGCAUUGCUCUGAAUAUAUAUGAGCAUUUGAAAAGAAACGACCUAGUUGAUGAUGCGAAGAGAUUUUGUAACUGA